Messenger RNA from Fusarium sp. VM40, 3510 nucleotides. NCBI's taxonomy places the organism in Eukaryota, Fungi, Ascomycota, Sordariomycetes, Hypocreales, Nectriaceae. The record is from the annotation of a GenBank genome assembly.
AUGAGGCUGACGUGGGCAACCACUCUGGUUGCUCUAUUACUCACCUCAACCCCUUUCACUGUCGCACAAGACAUACACUGCGACAAGAACAAGCCCUGCGAGGUUGGUUGCUGCGGUACCAACAAUGUCUGCGGGACUGGUCCAGACUACUGCAGCAAGGCCAAGUGCAUCAACAGCUGUACCUACAAGGCUGAAUGCAAUCCAGGCAAGUGGGACUCGCAGUACUUCAAUGCUACCAAGUGUCCCCUCAAUGUGUGCUGCAGCAAGUAUGGCUUCUGCGGUACUACCGAGGAGUUUUGUGGUGAAGAGACUGUCAAGAGACCGUCUUGCGACAUUGGCUCUCAGUCAGUCAAGCGUGUGAUCGGUUAUUAUGGCUCUAGUGGUGCAACACGCGAAUGUAACCCCAUGAUCCCCGAGGCUUUCCCCCAGGGUAUCUACACCCACAUCUACUUUGCAUUCGGUAGUAUAGACCCCAAAUCGUUCAAGGUCGUACCCGCCAAUGCAGGAGAUCAGCAACUCUACUCUCAACUCUCUUCACUCAAGACUCGAGACUCUGGUCAAGAGCUUUGGCUGUCUAUUGGCGGCUGGACCUUUUCUGACAAAGGCUCUCCAACAGCCACGACCUUUUCAGACCUGGUCAACGCAGACGAGACCCGUCAGAAUGUCUUUUUUGCCACUUUGACGCUGUUUAUGCAGACCUGGGGCUUUACUGGCAUCGAUAUCGACUGGGAAUACCCAGUUGAUAUAGACCGCAAUGGCCGCAAGUCUGAUUUCAAGGCCUAUCCCAGGUUCUUGAAGCGACUCAAGUCCGCGCUCAAUGAUUACAAGUAUGGCCUUUCUGUUACCCUUCCCACUAGUUACUGGUAUCUCCAACACUUUGAUCUAGAGAACAUUGAACCAUCUGUGGACUGGUUCAAUAUUAUGAGCUACGAUCUUCAUGGCGCAUGGGAUAUCGGUAAUAAGUGGACGGGUGCCAUUGUUGGAGCCCAUACCAACUUGACUGAGAUUGAGAGCUCGUUAGAUCUUCUUUGGCGUAAUAAGGUCUCUCCGUCCAAGGUUGUGUUGGGCUUGGCAUUCUACGGUCGAUCUGUUACACUUGCAACUUCUUCUUGCUCCGAGCCAGGCUGCCCAUAUCUUUCAGCUGGAGAUGCUGGGUGCAGCGGUGAAGCUGGAAUCCUCUUCAACAGUGAGAUUUCAGAUCUUAUUCGUGAAAAGAAGCUCAGGCCCAAGCUAUACAAGGACGCGGCCAUCAAGACGAUACAAUGGAACAACGACCAAUGGGUCUCGUAUGAUGACAGGGAUACUUGGAAGCUCAAGACCAACUUUCUCAAGUCUCAGUGUCUCAGUGGAGUCCUGGUAUGGGCCGUCGACUAUGAUGACGACAAGCAUACCUACUCCAAGGGGCUUGCAGCAGCACUGGGCAUUAAGAUCAACGUUGACUCUGGCACCGGCUUAGAAAUCAAGCUUCCCUCUAAGAAGGAUAGUUCCAACGACUUUUGUUACUUUACCAACUGCGGCCAGACAUGUCCCAGCGGUUAUACUGAGAUCGUCCGCGGUGACGAUACCUCGCAGAUUAUGCUCGACUCGACGCAGUGUCUCGAUGGUUCGGCUGAGACACAGACCUUGUGUUGUCCCAAGUCCUCCAAAGUGCCAAAAUGUCAAUGGAGAGGUCACAGCAACUCGGGCCAUUGUACUGUUGGGUGCAACUCCGGCGAGGUCGAGAUAGCCACCCUUGCCACAGGCUGCAAACACUCGGGGUGGCAGUCAGCUUGCUGCGAGGCUACUGAGUCCACCAAACCUUGGUCGAAAUGCAAGUGGACGGACCUCUGCUUCGACGAUGAUACGUGCCCUUCUGGAUACUCUUCACUUGUUGCAAAGUCCCGAGAGGGUUGGAGCGGCCGUCGCUCAUGCAAGAACGGCAAGCAGUAUAACUACUGCUGCACUGAGACUCCCAAGGCAUUCAAGAACUGCAAGUGGGUUGGUGAUGCAGUCAAACUACUCAACGAGAAGUAUUGUAGCGACGCUUGUCCGCAUGGAUCUACUCGCAUUGCUGAGCAACAAGUCAAAACAUUGUUUAACGCCAACAAGCCAGCCAACUCCAUGGAUUGUGUGGAUGGCGCCGAGGCCUAUUGCUGCGCUGGCGACAGUGAGUCUGACAAAGACGAGAGGUCCAUUAUCGUGUACCAGGACAAGGAUGCAAAGGAGUUUGACUAUGCGCUGCGAAGGUUUCUCAGAGACCCUGUCUGUCCCGACGAAGAGGUUCAGUUCGGUAGCGAUGAUGGGCUCAGCAGUGAUGAGGGGAUCAGCGCACGAAGUCAUCUCCAGGGACGCGCCACAGACAAUUCAGCAGUUCUAUCUGUGCUCCUCGGCAUAAUGGGAGUUUGGGUUACGUCUCAACACCCACGACAGGAUUUGACAGAUAUUUACAAUAGGGACGUUAGGGAGGCAGGGUUUGCCGAAAAUGCUGCUAACCUCACCACGUUUACUCAUCUGCUGUAUCAGAACGACUGGAAUGGUCGACCAAGGUACUCCGGCAGAGCUGUCGCCAGAAUGACACUCUGCAAUCUGGCCGAGUCGAGAGAAGGUUUGGAGAACCUAGCUACUCUUCCAGAAGCUCUAUGCGAGGUUCCGUCGAGCACUGGCUCUGAAGCUCGCAAGCGAAAUCUUCAGGCUCGGACGAUCAACGUCGCGGUUAUAGAUGAUCGGGGUGGUACGAACGAGAUCCAGCCAAGCGCUGCAUAUAUUUUCACAGCAAUCCAACUUGGACAUCUAAGCUUGCACUAUAUGCGAUGGAUCUCAACUCGUAACCAACAAGUCAUUCUUGAGGUAGCUUACUGGAUUGGACCCUCUCCCGGUGUGGAAGAUCCAGCCAACUCGUACCGAAACCUAUACCGCGAUCGGAGUCACGUGAAUGCAGCAGAUCGAUGGGUCAUCAUUCACUUCCACAUCCCAUUAAAUGACAACACCUUCUGGACUGAACCGAACGGUGUAAACGAUUACUACCUUGGUGUCUCGUCCUUCGGCAUGUAUCACAGUCAGAGCGUGCAUCAAAUGAGACCCCCCCGAGGUUACCGAGGACCUAUUGAUGACCGAGCCGAGUGGAUAUACAGCAGCUCAUAUGCUCACGGCACAUUGAACGUUGGAGCUUUCACUGACUACAACCGGCGAAGGGAACCUUUUAACUGCAGGCUUUCACGUCCAGGUCCAAGUGCAGGGCCUGUAUUUUAUCUGGGCCGUGACUAUACUUCUCACAUCCACGAUCUAAGAACAGCUGGCCGGGAUACUGCCUUGGCUUCUUUGAUCAAUGAUUUUGGCCAGCACAUUCAUCAGGCGGGCAUUUUCAGAUCAAUUAACCUCGCGAGGAUAUGGCCUGCGGCCGCGAAUGGAAACUUGCCUGCAGCAGGAAGCAACUGGGGUUCUAGACGAUACGCCCCUGUUGCAGACGCUUUCCAUAUCAACUUUGACCUUGAUGGAGUUCGGGUAAGAAAUAUCCAAAACUCUGAUCCGUAA